This is a messenger RNA of Aspergillus alliaceus, 1999 nucleotides long. Its product is annotated as putative MFS transporter. Gene Ontology annotation, biological process: transmembrane transport. The transcript is spliced from 5 exons. NCBI's taxonomy places the organism in Eukaryota, Fungi, Ascomycota, Eurotiomycetes, Eurotiales, Aspergillaceae. Gene Ontology annotation, molecular function: transmembrane transporter activity. The coding region runs from base 482 to 1948 and encodes 488 amino acids. Gene Ontology annotation, cellular component: membrane. The record is from RefSeq and is a predicted model, not a curated record.
GCUUGGACUCCGGGGUAAAACAUCACAAUGGCACCAUGUCGGACACCCCAGACUCGCCUCGUGGCACGCAGGAUUACAACUAGAUUAUAUCACAGUCCAGUUGGUAUUCUAGGCAUCUUCUUGUUUUGCUUGGAUGCCACUCUUGUAAUACGAGGUAUAUUUGGAGAGAGAGUUUGCCAAUGUCCGCUUGGGUCUUAUUCGUACGCGAGGGGUACAUUCUUCUCGUUUGUAUAGGUCGUCUCUGCCCGUAGCAGGAUUCGUUUAUCAGUUCACGUUAAUAUCAAUAUCCUUGGCUUGCCGAAUGCGGCCCCGCAACUCGUGUCUAUGAUGGACUAAGGAUCUUUGGAUGCGGCACUCGUUGCCGGGUAUGAAGACAUGGUAGAUAUAAAAGAUCCUUCGGGGUGAGCGUCUCCUCAAUCCAUCUCCCUAUCUCCAGAUUCCAGCACUUAAUUGCCAUUAUCGAAGAUAUCUUGAUUCAAACAUGUCAAACCCAGAAAAGCCCCCUCUUCCAGAUGCAAACGACAAACCUCAAACCCUCCACCGAGAGUAUACCUUGGGUCACGAUGGAGUCAAGUCUCCGCCUAAGCAAAGCGAUUACUCUGGCGCACGGAAGAAAACAGACCCUGUAGAGAUUCGCCUUGUCCACAAACUGGACACCUGGAUCAUGCCCACGUUAUGGCUGAUGUACUGGCUCAACUACCUCGACCGGAAUGCCAUUGCCUUGGCGCGAUUGAAUGACCUCGAGGAGGACCUGGGCUUGUCGUCGUCGGAGUACCAAACCUGUGUCUCAAUUUUGUUCGUAGGAUAUCUGUUAGGACAAGUUCCGAGCAAUAUGUUGAUUACCAGGGUGAAACCAUCGUGGUAUAUGUCCGGGUGCAUGGCCUUGUGGGCUGUUGUCAGUGCUAUCACGGCUCUGGCGAAGGACUUCAAGGGUCUGCUACUGGUCCGGUUCUUUCUCGGUGUUACUGAGGCACCAUACUACCCAGGAGCCCUCUACAUGCUAUCCAUCUUCUAUACUCGCAAAGAAAUCGCAACCCGGAUCUCCAUCCUCUACACAGGCAACAUCCUCGCAACUGCCUUCGCCGGCCUCAUCGCAGCAGGCAUCUUCCACGGCAUGGACGACCUAGCCGGCGUCACUGGCUGGCAAUGGCUCUUCAUCCUCCAAGGCGCAGUAACCUUCCUCAUCGCCGUCCUCUCGAUCUUCACACUCCCCGACGACCCCCUUGUCACCCGCUGGCUCACCCCAGAAGAAAGAACCCUCGCCCAUGAACGCAUCGUCGCCGAUACCGUCGGCGCCCGCCUGCAAACGAGCACCUUCAGUGGCCUAAAGGAGGCCGCCAGCGAUCCCAAACUCUGGCUCUUCGCCUUCAUGCAACACAUGCAUCUUGCAGCAAACGGAUUCAAGAACUUCUUCCCCACGGCCGUAGAGACAUUGGGGUUCUCGACAACGAUUACGCUUGUGCUGACUUGUCCGCCGUAUCUGAUUGCUGGGUUGAUUUCUGUUGCCUGGUCGUGGAGCUCGGGUAGGUUCAACGAGAGGACAUGGCAUAUUACCGUGGCAAAGGCGAUCGCGAUCUUUGGAUUUGUGUUGGGCUGUGCGACGUUGAAUACUGGGGCGAGGUAUUUUGCUAUGGUUGUUUUUGCUAUUGGCACUUACGCCGUUAAUAGUAUCGUGCUUGGGUGGGUGAGUAGUACGUGCGGGCAGACGAAGGAGAAGAAGGCUUCUUCGUUGGCAAUAGUGAAUACAAUUGCUAAUGCGUCAUUUGUCUGGACUCCGUAUCUCUGGCCCUCUUCGCAUGAACCGAGGUAUACGAUGGCGAUGACCUCGAGUGCUGCCUUCUCGCUUGCCUGUGCGGCCAGUGCAUGGGCGAUGAAAAUUUGGCUGAUUCGGGCGAAUAGGAGGAUUCGCCAGAGUAAUGAUGAGUCGAUGUUAUACUAUGCUUAUUAGGUGGUGGGCUAGCAAGAUUUUGAUCAUGAAUUCAACUUCAAAUAGCUAUCC